Messenger RNA from Pocillopora verrucosa, 1290 nucleotides. Its product is annotated as inactive serine/threonine-protein kinase 19-like. The record is from RefSeq and is a predicted model, not a curated record. Gene Ontology annotation, molecular function: protein serine/threonine kinase activity. Gene Ontology annotation, biological process: positive regulation of Ras protein signal transduction; protein phosphorylation. NCBI's taxonomy places the organism in Eukaryota, Metazoa, Cnidaria, Anthozoa, Scleractinia, Pocilloporidae.
GCCGACAAACAAAAGAACAACUGAAGCACGGAUUUGUUUCAAUUUAUAAAUUUAUAUGCCAUUCAUGGCUGCCAAACGGUCUUGGUCAGAUUUUGAUCUUCUUCCUGAUGGUUGCAGCUCAAAAAAAUGCCGUAUAGCGAACCCAAGAGAAGGGCGCUCUUGCUAUUCGAAAGAGGACGAUUUUGAAUUUGAAGUUCCAAGUGACACAGAAGCAGCCAUAUUAUAUUUGAAGGCUCUUGUCCCAUUGGACAAGUUUGAAGGAAAAAUUCCUGCUAUAAUUCUGAAGCAUCAGAUCUAUUGUGUGGUGAAAGAUCGUACGCUGGUUGAUAGACAAUUGAAUACUCUUUGGGAGGAGAACAAAAUCCGCCUUUUCAAACUGACAUCAGGUUCUGAUGAGUUUGGCGUUUUAAUUACUGAUGAAUAUAUUUCUCACAUCAAAUCCAGAGUGACUGAUACAAGUAUUCUUCCUGCCAUGGACAAGUUUACCAAUGAUGUGCUCCCAAAUCAUGCCGAUGUCAGCAUAAGUAAAAUUGACAUUACUGGGAAGUUCAAACUCUCUGAGGAGGAGAUUACGCAACUGGUCAACAUUGGUAUCCUUACAACCAGAGAUGUGGGAAGUUGGUGGCUAUCCAUCCCUGGUGCAGGAAUCUUUAUGAAAAACUUCUCUAAUGGAAGAAAAGCUCUUAUUCAAAUGUUCAAAAAGAGGAAAUAUCGGGAGAUUCUUGAGAAGGAUCUUCUCACCCGUAAAUUUGAUUCUCAUUCCAAGCUUGGAAUAAGAUACCAUGUCUAUGAUAUUAUCGGAGCUGAUUUUGUCAAAAGCGUGGAUACUACAUCAGGACAAUUACUGAGACUGGACAUCCAAUCAGAGAGUCGAGCGAGAUCGAAAAGAUGAUCAGUGUCCUUGUAAGGCAUUGUUUGAUCUUGUUACGCAACGCGGGAAAGAAGGCAUUGUGUGACAAGACCAAAAUGCGGCUGCAAAGGCGAUUAUACAACGACACAUGCCUCUAUUUGUUUAGGGGCUGAUUACAUGUUUCUGUGAAACAAAUUGCUUCUCUUAAAUUAAUAAAUAAUUAGCAGUUGUACUGCAAAUCUUCUUGUCUUUGAUUGUAGAGAUUAACAUAACAAAAAGUUUCAUAUAGUAGUAAGAGAUGUCAUUCCUCGUAACAGGCUCCUUGAAACUUUUUCAAGUUAAAGGCAUCCUAAAAUGCAAAAGAAUGAGAAUAACAUUUUAAUCUUAUUUGAAACUUUCACUGUGUAGUUUAUUCAAUAAAUGAAAGAAAACAGAUUAAA